GGAUUACGUAGAAAGAGUGAGUUUUAACAACAAAAGAGAGAACAAGAAGAGAUGAGUGUUUUUGGUGGAGAUAGCUGGGCACGAGAAGCACAAUACAGGAAAAGAAGAGUUGAUGAUCUUGUAAUAGACGGACUUGAUGGGUCUUCUCACAAGAAGCUAUCAAGUGGAAAAUAUGCAUGUCUUGUUUGCCCUCACAAUCCCGUCCUCGAAUCUCCUCUCGCGCUCUCUAUGCAUUGUAAGGGAUCCCGACAUAUUGCUGCGGAGUCCAAGCUGAAGGAAAAAGAAUUGAUGAGACAAAGUGAGAUCAAUAAAAGAUUAGCGUUAUCAGAAUCUGAUGUUAGGCCUGCUAAUCCAAGUGCUUCGAACAAAAAUACCAUGUUAGUGAGUAAGCCAUUGAUUGAACAGACAAAGAAGGCAGCUACCGAGAUACUUGGCAAAGGAACUACCCAGUUGAGUUCCAAAAAUCAAAACUGUGAUCUGAAAUUGAGCGUGGGAUAUGUAAAUAUUAUGAAUGUGGUGACCAAAAUCUGCGAAAACAGCUCAUGUCCGGAAGUAAUAGCAUCUGAGAAGAUGCUUGUGCAACAGCACUUGGAUUUUAGGGAGCGGCGAGAGAGGGAGCUGAAGUUCACUGAAGCGGGUUGGAAGCGUGAUUGCCAUGGAAGAUGGUUUAGAGAUGAAAAUGUGGAAUUUGAUUCUGAUGAAGAAGAUCCGAAUGUCUGUCUUGGUUAAAAAUUUAAACGAAGAUCAUCUACAAAGACUUUUGAUAGAAUACUAGUGUGAUCAUCGACAACAUUACUAAUGUUGGUUACUUGAGCAGCAUGGGCGACAACUUUCUUUGGUUUUCAAGAAAUGCAGAAAAAUCUUUCUUCUAUCUUGAUACCUUGAAGAGCUAAAGAUGGAUGGCUUGAUCCAGAUUUUCAAUCAAUUGGCAACUGGAAUGUGCUGUAGAUAUGCAUGUUGUAGUUAAGUACUCUGGGAUGUGGUCGGUGUUUAUGCAGGCAGUAGCAACAUGGCUUUAUAUGGAUCUAUAGUGACUAGUUUUCUUGUUUUUUUUCCAGUAACGAUCUAUAGUGACUAGUUGAGCAUCUUAUAUAAUGCUAAUUUUUGUGGACUGUGCUUUAGAGCUGAAUAAUCCAAUUACAUUUUGUACCGUACAAA
Populus nigra (black poplar) is the source of this 1158-nucleotide messenger RNA. RefSeq lists its product as uncharacterized. The transcript is spliced from 3 exons. The coding region runs from base 52 to 729 and encodes 225 amino acids. Gene Ontology annotation, cellular component: nucleus. The record is from RefSeq and is a predicted model, not a curated record. Gene Ontology annotation, biological process: RNA splicing. NCBI's taxonomy places the organism in Eukaryota, Viridiplantae, Streptophyta, Magnoliopsida, Malpighiales, Salicaceae.